GCAACCGCGCACCCACGCCAAAACAAAGCAGGACAACCCUGCCUCAGAGACCACACACGCCAGACCAAGCAACAAGGCUGCACCACUCCACGCGGCAUCGAGGUUGAGACGCUGACGCAGGGGGCGGGGAUCAAGGGCAGCUGCGCGUGUUGUGUGGCCCGUGUGCUAGUAGUAGUUGCUGCAUCAUCACGAUCGCAAAGUGACAGCAGCAGCAGCACCACCACCACCAGCAGCAACAGCACCUACAACACAGCACCAGCAACAGCACCAUGGAGAGCAAGUAUGAGAAGCAGCGAGUGCUGGGGCAUGGGACGUUUGGGCGGGUGUGGCUGGUGAAAGGACGUCAGGAUCACAAGCUGUACUGCAUGAAGGAAAUGGAUGUGGCCGCUCCUGGCGCGGACACGGACGCCCGCACUGAGGCGCAGGUCCAUGCCGGGUUGCGCCAUCCUCACAUUAUCAGCUACGAGGAAGUGUCUCGGAGAUUCAAUUACGUGUAUCUGGUGAUGGAGUAUGCUGCACAGGGCGAUCUCGCCAGCCUUCUGACCACCCGCUCCCGCACGCGGCGGCCGCUGACGGAGGAGAACGUGCUGGUGUGGACAAACCACAUUCUGCAAGCCCUGGCGUACAUGCACAGGCGCGGCAUGGUGCAUCGCGAUGUCAAGUCUGCAAAUAUCUUCAUCAUGGACUCUGGCAUUGCCAAGCUGGGUGACAUGGGCUGCUCCAAAGUGCUGGAGCAAAAUGCCACCCGCAUCGAACAGCGCACGUGCUCAACCCCUUGCGGUACUCCCAUGUAUCAGUCACCAGAGCAGUGUGAUGGCACGCCAUACACACAGAAAGUUGACAUUUGGGCACUGGGCUGUGUUGUGUACGAGAUGUGUGCAUUGCGGCCGACCUUUGAUGCCCGCAAUAUCCACGAACUUGGGCGCAAGAUCAAAGGUGCUGCGUACAACCGCAAGCUGCCCGCCGUCUACUCGCAGGAUGUUCGCUCACUGAUUGACACGAUGCUGACGAUUGACGUGUACCGGCGGCCGGCCGCGCGCGACCUCGUUCGGCGGCCCUGCAUCGCCAAGUACUCUGGCUGUCGCGCCGACGAGCACGGCGCCGCCGUCCCCUUCACCUUGGGCGAUGAGGUGAAGCGGCCGUCGUUCGAGGAAGAGGCGGUGCGAUUGCCGCAGCGGCAGGUCGCAUUUGGGCGCCGCAGUGCAGAGGAACCAGCCGGCGACCAGAGCCCGCACGGUGGCCACGCGUCUCGUGCAAACAGCGGGAAGAGCAGCAGCAGCAACAACAACAACAACAACGACAACAACAACAACACCACCACCGCCACCGCCACCGCCACUGCCAACAACAACAACAGCAGCGGCAGCGGCAGUAGUCGUAGCAUUAAGGGAGGAGUUGGUGACGGAGAGACCACAAGCCAGCCCUCCUCACGCUCCCCAAGCGGCACGAGGCGACAACCCUCGCUCUCACCACGCCGCCAACAACUUGAGCAGAGGAAUGCAAACAGCGAUGGUGGCAGUCACACCACAGCCACGGAUGACACCACUGCCACGACAGGAGACGGCAGCUACACUUCUGGCAGGGAUGGGCGUGCGGGCGUCGCUGCGUCUUCGCGACGACUGCGCGCUCCCCCGCCGUCCAUGGUGGCCAGCGGUGCUCCGCUCGCGCCCGCGUAUCCGCUCAACCGGCACGUCCGCCACCAGCACCCACAGCUCAACAAGCAGCAGCAGCAGCAGCAGCAGCAGCAGCGUGGUGGUGGUGAUGGCGGAGAGGCGGCAGUCCGACGGUACCACUCAACACCAAUGCGGCUGCACCCAUCUGCACGACCAGAGCGGAAUGCGCACAGUGGCGACGCGCUGGGCCGCUCCCCGCUCAGCGCACACCAGCACCACCGCAGCCGCCACCACCGCGCAGCGAGCGACGUCAACGUGGCGCGGCACCCCUCGGCCCACGCGUCCGUGUAUGCGUCGCCGUCGUCGCUAUCACCGGUCGCCCGGUCGCCGGCACGCGGCCAAGGCACCCAGCAGCAGCAGCAGCAGCAGGAGGAGGAGGAGGAGGAGGAGGUUGGUAGGGGCAUGAGCAGGCCCACAUCCCUCCAUCGCCGAGGGUCAGCGUCACUCUCUCGCGGAGGCAUGCGUCACCUUGACCGGGCACGGAGCACGCCAUACACGAGUGGAAGCCACCCGUCAUCCCCACACCUCACCCGCCAGCAGCAGCAGCAGCAGCAGCAGCAGCAGCAUGUGCCGGGUGAUGUGGCGACGGGGCGAGGGCGCUCUGCCUCGCGCUAUUCGGCACAGCUUCCAGCCAUUGGAACACACGAGCGUGCUGCUAGCGGCGGUGCCCCCACUCAACACUACCACCACCACCACCACCACCAACACCAACAACAACAACAGCAACCGCAACAGCAGCAACCGCAACAGCAGCAGCAUCAAGGCACUAGGCGAAGCGGCGCUGAUGGAGGCGUGUCGAGUCUGCGAAGCAAGAUGAUUGCGGCGGGGCUGUCACCGCAACAGCAGCAGCCGCAACAGCAGCCGCAGCAGCACCUUGGGGUACCACGUGGUGGGAAGCAGCAAUGGAAUGUGCCGACGGGUGUGUCAUUUCGCCCUCAGAACAUACGGCGCCACAACCCAUCGCUCUUUGGCAUGAACAGACAUGCGCCUCGAUGAGGCACAUAGCAGUGCAGCGUGACGUCCGUGUCCUCGGUUGUUGUGAUGUUGCGAUGUGGUGAUGUGGUGCGUGCUUGAACGGCGCUACUUGGUGCUGGCCGGUGUUGAUGCGCACGCGGUUGCGCUGAUGCGUUUUCCACUGAUGGCACUCGAGGUGGCGUUGAGGUGGACCCGAACACCUCGUCCUUAUUACAACUCCUUCUUCUCCAUGACCCUUGUUGCCAGGUCAUCCGUUAGCCGUCCUUGCCCUCUUCUUCUUGUCCUUUUUGUGCUCUUUCUUGUGCUCCUUCUUGUGCCCUUGUUCUUGUCGUUCUGCUUGCGUGCUGUUGUGUUGGACAGCUUCUCAGUGUACAUAGCGUGUGUUCAUAGUGGGAAUUGAAUUGUGUACGUACACAGUUUGUUUCCCUUGCAUUUCAUUGCGUUUGUUGCGCGUUCGCCCAACUUGUCGUGCAGACGGCACACACGGCAAAGGGCAGUAAACAACCCUCUCC
This is a messenger RNA of Salpingoeca rosetta, 3160 nucleotides long. Its product is annotated as NEK protein kinase. The record is from RefSeq and is a predicted model, not a curated record. The transcript is spliced from 6 exons. Bases 270 to 2669 code for a protein of 799 amino acids. NCBI's taxonomy places the organism in Eukaryota, Choanoflagellata, Craspedida, Salpingoecidae. Gene Ontology annotation, biological process: protein phosphorylation. Gene Ontology annotation, molecular function: ATP binding; protein kinase activity.